This is a messenger RNA of Morchella sextelata, 369 nucleotides long. RefSeq lists its product as uncharacterized. The record is from RefSeq and is a predicted model, not a curated record. The coding region runs from base 1 to 369 and encodes 122 amino acids. Lineage: Eukaryota; Fungi; Ascomycota; Pezizomycetes; Pezizales; Morchellaceae. The transcript has 2 exons.
AUGCUCUCCCGGCUUGGGGAAGGAGCUCUAGAAAAGCUACAGACAACAAAGAACAUCGCAAAACAGUGUCUAAACCGAGCCCUAGGCUACGCGGACAAAGAUACAGAAGAGAAAGACCCAAAGAAAGCUCCCGACAAGGCUGCAAAAGAGAAAGUGGAGCAGUCGAUGAUCUUCAAGCGCGACGCUGCCUACGAGGAAGAGCUCGAAACAGUCGAGGACGAAGAUGACGAGGACUUGGUCCUUAUAACGCAUCAGCCAUGCAGGGUCGAAAUCGAGAAGAAGCCAGCAUCACAACCAAAUAGGAAGCAGGAGAAGUUUCGGAACUUGGAACUUGGAGAGGAGAGGUUUGAGGAGGUUUCGUUGGAGUAA